UCAGCCGGCGCUGCCCCAGCGCCAGAGCGAGUUCGAGCCCGAGCCAUGGCGGAGACGGACCCGAGCUCCUUCGCCUCCGCCGCCGACCACCUCACGCAGCACCUCUACCUGCGCUGCCGCGUGGACUUCGGCAGCCGGGCGCUGCGGGGCACCGCGGCCCUCACCGUGCGGGCCGAGCGGCACGGGCUGCGUUGCCUGGUUUUGGAUACAAAGGACCUUCAAAUACAUAAAGUGGCUGUUAAUGGACAGGAGGCAAAAUUUGCUCUUGGACAAAGACAUAGUUUCAAAGGGACACCAUUGGAAAUCACUCUUCCUUUUGAACUGAGAAGGGGACAAGAUGUGAUUGUGGAAACUUCUUUUGAAACCUCUCCAAAAUCUUCAGCUCUCCAGUGGCUUACUCCAGAACAGACUUCGGGGAAGAAACAUCCAUUUCUCUUCAGCCAGUGUCAGGCUAUCCACUGCAGAGCCAUCCUUCCUUGCCAGGACACACCUUCUGUGAAACUAACAUACUAUGCAGAGGUAUCUGUUCCUAAAGAACUGGUGGCUCUCAUGAGUGCCAAUCGUGAUGGAGAGUUGCCUGACCCAGAAGACUGCAAUAGGAAGAUAUAUCGUUUCAGUCAAAAGGUUCCAAUACCUUGCUACUUGAUUGCGUUAGUGGUUGGGGCUUUGGAAAGCAGACAGAUUGGCCCCAGGACGCUGGUGUGGGCUGAGAAGGAGCUGGUGGAUAAAUCUGCAUAUGAAUUUGCAGAGACUGAAGCCAUGUUGAAAACAGCAGAAGAUCUGGCAGGGCCUUAUGUGUGGGGACAGUAUGACUUGCUAGUCUUGCCGCCCUCUUUUCCUUAUGGUGGUAUGGAGAACCCCUGCCUUACUUUUGUGACUCCUACUUUAUUGGCAGGUGACAGAUCGCUGUCAAAUGUUAUUGCCCAUGAAAUCUCUCAUAGCUGGACAGGAAACUUGGUGACAAACAAAACAUGGGAGCAUUUUUGGCUAAAUGAGGGACACACAGUUUACUUGGAACGUAGAAUUGGUGGACGGCUGUUUGGUGAACAGUUCAGGCACUUCCAAGCUUUGGGAGGUUGGAGAGAAUUGCAAAAUACGAUAAAUACACUUGGAGACACAAGCCCUUUCACUAACCUGAUCCCUAAGCUGAAUGAAGUAGACCCUGAUGUUGCAUAUUCUAAUGUUCCAUAUGAGAAAGGCUUUGCUUUGCUUUUCCACCUUGAACAGCUUCUUGGAGGACCAGAUGUCUUCAUUGGCUUCUUGAAGGCUUAUAUUCAGCAGUUUGCCUAUAAGAGUGCUGUAACUGAAGAUUGGAAGAAGUUCUUGUAUUCCUACUUCAAGGAUAAGGUGGAUGUUCUCAACAAAGUUGACUGGAAUACAUGGAUGCACACCCCUGGCAUGCCACCAGUAAAACCAACAUACGAUAUGGUACUAUCAAAUGCUUGUGAUGCCUUGAGCCAAAGAUGGACCAAAGCCAAAGAAAGUGAUUUGUACACAUUCAGCUCAGCAGAUAUAAAGGAUUUGUCAUCCCAUCAGUUGAUUGAGUUUCUGGCACUGUUGCUGCUGGAGGCACCACUUCCAGUGUCACAUGUAAAGCGAAUGCAGGAAGUUUAUAACUUCAAUGCUGUAAACAAUUCUGAAAUAAGAUUCAGAUGGUUACGCCUCUGCAUCCAAGCCAAGUGGGAAGAAGCCAUUCCUCUGGCUCUAAAAAUGGCUACAGAACAAGGCAGGAUGAAGUUUACUCGUCCCUUGUUUAGGGAUCUCUACAACUUUGAGAAAUCUCGUGAUCAAGCUGUCAGCUCGUUCAUGCAGCACAGAGUGUGCAUGCACCCAGUGGCUGCAAUGCUGGUGGCCAAAGACUUGAAAGCGGGUCAAGGACAGACUGUUUAAUUUCUUUAAAAAGUUAUGGCAAACUACUAAAACAACUGUAACUCUGCACAUUAUGCUAACAUGCAUGCUUGAUUAUCUAUCUGACUUUGUUUUCUGCUACUGUGGCAAUAAUUUGGCUUAAAUGGAUCUUCAAGAUGAAGUUUAAAAACUUCAGUCUUGUACAUCGAAUGAAAUUUUGGAAAACUGAUAAAUCUUUGGGAGAUGAAUGAAUGGCUCUAGUACAAACAAAUUAUAAAGUACUUUAAAGGAAAAGAUGACUUUUCUGAGAUGCAUUUGUGUUUGUCAGUCGUGUGGGCUUUUUUACAAAUUUUGGAUGAAUUUUUUUUUUCUUUUCAUACAAGCUUUCACGCAGCAACACACAGUUGAAGUCCUGAGUCUUUAAAUAUUUGGAAAAAAAAUCUUUUUAAUAAAACAGCCAACUUGUCAGGUCUUGUACAAUCAACAAGUCUAGAAAGUAACAAUAAAAAUGUCAUAAUAAAUAGCUUUUCCUUGCUGACUUCAAAUAUUCUGAUUUCUAGAAUAAAUCAUGUUGUAUAAACCUA
This is a messenger RNA of Mauremys reevesii (Reeves's turtle), 2432 nucleotides long. It is a transcript of the gene LTA4H, whose product is annotated as leukotriene A4 hydrolase. The transcript has 19 exons. NCBI's taxonomy places the organism in Eukaryota, Metazoa, Chordata, Testudines, Geoemydidae. Gene Ontology annotation, biological process: leukotriene biosynthetic process; proteolysis; peptide catabolic process. The coding region runs from base 46 to 1890 and encodes 614 amino acids. Gene Ontology annotation, cellular component: nucleus; cytosol. Gene Ontology annotation, molecular function: epoxide hydrolase activity; aminopeptidase activity; metallopeptidase activity. The record is from RefSeq and is a predicted model, not a curated record.